AUGACUAGAGACAUUGUCUUUCUCAUUGAUGGAUCUGAUGAUGUCGGAAGCAGAUUCUCUGCUAUACGGGAAUUUGUUGCAAAAAUGGUUGACAGCUUUGACCUGGACCAAGGAAAAGAUAAAGUCGCUGUUGUACAAUACAGCAACAAUCCUGAGCUCAAUUUCAAUUUGAAUACUUACAAUACAAGAGAGGAGGUUUUUAAUCAUGUCACAAGCCUAAAACCAAAAGGUGGAAGGCCCCAGUAUAUUGGAAAAGCACUGCAGUUUGUGCGGGAUAAUGUCUUUGUUCCAAAUGCAGGGAGUCGACGUAAUGAAGGUGCCAAACAAAUACUUAUUGUAUUUGCUGGUGGAAGAUCUAAAGAUUCCCCACGUGGCCCAGCAAGUAUGCUCAAGGCUGCAGGGAUUGUCACUUUUGCAGUUGGAUCAAGAUUGUCAAAUUCAGCUGAACUGCAAGUCAUUUCCUCUGAGCGAAAUUAUACUUAUUCAAUUUCUGACUUUGUUAGUCUCCCUCGUAUACAGCAAAAUUUGAUGAGUCAUCUUAAUCAAGUGGGAGUUGAGGAGGAAACUGAAGGAGUGCAAAGUGAUGAAAAAGGAAGAGACAUAGUUUUUCUUUUGGAUGGAUCCGAUUCAACCAGAAAUGCAUUUUCAGCAAUUCAGGAUUUUCUGUACAACAUAAUUGAAAGAUUUGAAAUCGGGCUGAAGAAAGACAGAGUUGCUGUGAUUCAGUUCAGCAAUUUGACACAAGCUGAAUUCUUUUUGAAUUCAUUCACGAGGAGGGAAGAUGUUCUUACAGCUGUCAGAAAGCUCUCACACAAAGGCGGAAGACCCCUCAACACUGGAGCAGCCCUCCAGUAUUUGAGGGAUAAUGUCUUAACAGCCUCUGCAGGAAGCAGGCGCCUGGAAGGAGUUCCACAGGUGCUAAUAUUGCUAAAUGGUGGAAAGUCUUCUGACAACGUAGAUACCCCAGCCUCUGCUCUCAAACAGCAGGGUGUCUUUGUAAUUGGCAUUGGAACAAGCAGCUCUGACAUUAAUGAGCUGCAGAAGAUAUCCUCUGACCCUAGUCUCACUCUAUCAGUGACUGAGUUCACUGAGCUCCCCAGUGUCCAAGAACAGCUCUCCUCUGUAAUGAGCACAGUACUAGUGAGGGCCACGCCCGUGACACCAGCAGUAACCGGUAAGAAAUUGAACACCUUUUACAUUCCAAGAUCAGUGUAGUAGGCAAAUUGAACCAUGCUAGAGUGCAUUUCUCCUACUUAAGGUCAGCCAGUGCCACUUUUAUAUGACAGUUGUAAAAACUUUGACAGAGUCAGUCCUAAAAGUUGAGGUUAGCUUUCAUUGGUAGACUUUCAAACAGAAACCUUUUACGCUAUGACCUUAACAUGUCCCAAUUCUUAUGUUCCAUAGUGGAGAAACAGCCAAAGGGAAGAGAUUUUGUGUUCUUGUUGGACGGAUCUGAUGGUACUAGAACUGGAUUCCCAGCUAUGACAGACUUUGUCCAAAGAGUUGUAGAGACACUCAGUGUGGAUGACAACAAAGACCGUGUCUCAGUGGUUCAGUACAGCAGAGAUCCAGCCGUCCAGUUCUAUCUGAACACAUACAGGACAAAGGGCGAGAUCUUUGACACCCUCAGAGGUUUGAAACACAAAGGCGGAAGACCCCUCAACACUGGAGCAGCCCUCCAGUAUUUGAGGGAUAAUGUCUUCACAGCCUCUGCAGGAAGCAGGCGCCUGGAAGGAGUUCCACAGGUGCUAAUAUUGCUAAGUGGUGGAAGGUCUUUUGACAGUGUUGAUGCACCAGCCUCUGCUCUGAAAAAAAUGGGUGUCUUGAUCUUUGCCAUUGGAACCAAGAGCUCUGAUAGCACAGAACUGCGGAAGAUAGCCCAGGAUCCAAGUUACGCUCUGUCUGUGCCUGAAUUCACUGACCUUCCCAGUGUCCAACAGCAGCUUCAGUCCUCUGUGGAGGAUGUGGUUAUUGACGUCACCCCAGAGUCACCAACUGUACUUGUUGACAGUGCCAAAAAGGAUAUUGUAUUCCUUCUGGAUGGUUCUGAUGGCACAAGGAAUGGCUUCCCUGCCAUGCGUGAUUUUGUUGAGAGAGUGGUGGAGAAACUGAAUGUGGGAGAAAACAAAGACCGUGUCUCUGUGGUCCAGUACAGCAGAGAUGCAGAGGUCCAUUUCUAUCUGAACACAUACACCACCAGAGAGGAUAUUGUGGAUUCGGUCAGGGGGCUGAGAUACAGAGGAGGCAGACCCCUCAACACUGGGGCAGCCCUCCAGUACGUCAGGGACAACGUGUUUACAAGCUCCUCUGGAAGUAGGCGCCAGCAAGGUGUUCCACAAAUGUUGAUCCUGCUAAAUGGUGGAAGGUCUUAUGACAACGUAGAUACCCCAGCCUCUGCUCUCAAACAGCAGGGUGUCUUUGUAAUUGGCAUUGGAACAAGCAGCUCUGACAUUAAUGAGCUGCAGAAGAUAUCCUCUGACCCUAGUCUCGCUCUAUCAGUGACUGAGUUCACUGAGCUCCCCAGUGUCCAAGAACAGCUCUCCUCUGCAAUGAGCACAAUGCUAGUGAGGGCCACGCCAGUGACACCAGCAGUAACCGGUAAGAAAUUGACAAAAUUUUACAUUCCAAGAUCAGUUUAGGAGGCAAAUUAAACCAUGUAUGAUUGCAUUUCACCUACUUAAGGUCAGCCAGUGCCACUUUGAUAUGACAGUUGUCCAAACUUUGACAGAGUCAGUCCUAAAAGUUGACGUUAGCUUUCAUUGGUAGACUUUCAAACAGAAACCUAAUUACGCUAUGACCUUAACAUGUCCCAUUUCUUAUGUUCCAUAGUGGAGAAACAGCCAAAGGGAAGAGAUUUUGUGUUCUUGUUGGACGGAUCUGAUGGUACUAGUACUGGAUUCCCAGCUAUGAGAGACUUUGUCCAAAGAGUUGUAGAGACACUCAGUGUGGAUGACAACAAAGACCGUGUCUCAGUGGUUCAGUACAGCAGAGAUCCAGCCGUCCAGUUCUAUCUGAACACAUACAGGACAAAGGGCGAGAUCUUUGACACCCUCAGAGGUUUAAAACACAAAGGCGGAAGACCUCUCAACACUGGAGCAGCCCUCCAGUAUUUGAGGGAUAAUGUCUUCACAGCCUCUGUAGGCAGCAGGCGCCUGGAAGGAGUUCCACAGGUGCUAAUAUUGCUAAGUGGUGGAAGGUCUUUUGACAGUGUUGAUGCACCAGCUUCUGCUCUGAAAAAGAUGGGUGUCUUGAUCUUUGCCAUUGGAACCAGGAGCUCUAAUAACACAGAACUGCGGAAGAUAGCCCACGAUCCAAGUUACGCUCUGUCUGUGCCUGAAUUCACUGACCUUCCCAGUGUCCAACAGCAGCUUCAGUCCUCUGUGGAGGAAGUGGUUAUUGACAUCAUCCCAGAGUCACCAACUGUACUCGUUGACAGUGCCAAAAAGGAUAUUGUAUUCCUUCUGGAUGGUUCUGAUGGCACAAGGAAUGGCUUCCCUGCUAUGCGUGAUUUUGUUGAGAGAGUGGUGGAGAAACUGAAUGUGGGAGAAAACAAAGACCGUGUCUCUGUGGUCCAGUACAGCAGAGAUGCAGAGGUCCAUUUCUAUCUGAACACAUACACCAAGAGAGAGGAUAUUGUGGAUUCGGUCAGGGGGCUGAGACACAGAGGAGGCAGACCCCUCAACACCGGGGCAGCCCUCCAGUACGUCAGGGAAAACGUGUUUACAAGCUCCUCUGGAAGUAGGCGCCAGCAAGGUGUUCCACAAAUGUUGAUCCUGCUAAAUGGUGGAAGGUCUUAUGACAACGUAGAUACCCCAGCCUCUGCUCUCAAACAGCAGGGUGUCUUUGUAAUUGGCAUUGGAACAAGCAGCUCUGACAUUAAUGAGCUGCAGAAGAUAUCCUCUGACCCUAGUCUCGCUCUAUCAGUGACUGAGUUCACUGAGCUCCCCAGUGUCCAAGAACAGCUCUCCUCUGUAAUGAGCACAGUGCUAGUGAGGGCCACGCCAGUGACACC
Molecule: messenger RNA, 4012 nt
Organism: Pleuronectes platessa (European plaice)
Lineage: Eukaryota; Metazoa; Chordata; Actinopteri; Pleuronectiformes; Pleuronectidae
Product: collagen alpha-3(VI) chain-like
Exons: 4
Coding region: 1-1215 (404 amino acids)
Source: RefSeq, a predicted model, not a curated record